Molecule: messenger RNA, 9689 nt
Organism: Labrus mixtus (cuckoo wrasse)
Lineage: Eukaryota; Metazoa; Chordata; Actinopteri; Labriformes; Labridae
Product: bone morphogenetic protein receptor type-2-like
Exons: 19
Coding region: 339-4016 (1225 amino acids)
Biological process (GO): vasculature development; protein phosphorylation; cellular response to growth factor stimulus
Cellular component (GO): signaling receptor complex; plasma membrane
Molecular function (GO): transforming growth factor beta receptor activity; ATP binding
Source: RefSeq, a predicted model, not a curated record
GUCUGGAUGUGGCCGCAGAGAAACGGAGCUCAGCCUCAUUUCUGCGGAUUUUCUGGUUCUGCUGAAGAAGCUGCCGCUCGAUCCGGAUCAUCCUAAGAGGAGAGUCCGAACAGAGCCGAGCCGAACUGAGCCGAGCCGAGCCGAACAGGAAUACAGACAGACAGACAGAUAGACAGACAGACAGACAGACAGGGAGACAGACAGGCUGCUUCAUCUCCUCCUGCGAAGCCGUAGUCAUCCUCCCGGAGAUGCCAUGUGUGCGUUUCCUUCAGGACAGUCUGACCUCGGAUCAGUGAUGUGUGUGUGACCUCUUUGAGGUCCUGUGAGGUGGAUCCAACAUGGCCGCUGUGUGUGGCGCAGUGGUCGCAGUGUGUGUGAGCGUCCUGCUGCUGCCGGCUGUGAGCGGUUUUCAGUCCGAGGAACGAGAAUGUGCCUUCACCGAAAACCUUCCAGUGGCGGAUCCUCACAGUGGAUCGACCAAUAAACUUCGAGGAGUGGUGCGAGAAAAUGGCACAGUUCGCUGCAGCCGCGGCUCGCGCUGCUAUGGAUUGUGGGAAAAGAGAGCAGACGGGGAAAUACACCUGGUGAACCAAGGUUGUUGGGCUCAACAGCAGAAGUGUAAUGGCGAUCGUUGCCUGGUAACAGCGACGCCCUCUGAGAUCCAAAAUGGCAACUUCAGAUUCUGCUGCUGCAACCGAGACCUCUGUAACGCCAACUUCACAGAGGCCCCGCCCACCGCUGACACCCCCGCCCUGAAGCCGAUGAGGACAGAUGGUCCAGACGACGGACAGACAGAUCACCGACAUCUGAGGCAGGCGCUCAUCGCCCUGUUGACUGUCGCUGUAGCAGCCAUCGUCAUCGUGGCAUUGUUCCUAGGAUACCGCAUGAUGAGAGGGAAACAGAAACACAGUCUGUCAGCUCUGGAUGUCAUGGAAGCUGCAAACUCAGACUCUGUCGACCUGGAUAAUCUGAAACUACUGGAGCUGAUUGGUCGGGGUCGUUACGGUACAGUGUUUCGCAGCUCUCUUAACGAGCGCUGCGUGGCCGUUAAACUCUUCACCUCAGCCAACCGACAGAACUAUGCCAACGAGCGCUCCAUCUACUGCCUGCCGCUGCUGCAGCAACACGACAACAUCGCCCGCUUCCUGAGCGCCGACGAGAGGACAACAGCCGACGGGAGACCGGAGUUCCUGAUCCUGAUGGAGUAUUACCCACAUGGCUGUCUGUCUCACUACCUGUCUGUCCACACGGUGGACUGGGUGGCGUGCUGCAGGAUGACUCACGGCGUCACCAGAGGACUGGCCUUCCUGCACACUGAGCUCUACAGAGGAGAUCAGUACAAACCCCCCGUGGCUCACAGAGACGUGACCAGCAGGAACGUUUUGGUCCGGGCCGAUCUCUCCUGCGUCCUCGCUGACUUCGGCCUGUCCAUGAGGCUGACGGGAAGCCGGCCCUGUCGCCCUGGAGACGACGACACCAUGGCGAUAUCUGAGGUGGGGACGGUGCGGUACAUGGCUCCGGAGGUUCUGGGCGGGGCUCUGAACCUGAGGGACUGUGAGUCGGCGCUGAAGCAGGUGGAUGUUUACGCUCUGGGUCUGCUCUACUGGGAGAGCUUCAGGAGGUGCUCACACCUGUUCCCAGGUGAAGCAGUACCUGAGUACCAGCUGGCGUUCCAGGCAGAGCUCGGGAAUCAUCCAAGCUUUGAGGAGAUGCAGAUACUCGUUGCCAGAGAGAAAUACAGACCCAGAUUCCCUGAAGCCUGGAAGGAGAACAGUCUGGCGUUGCGUUCCCUCAAAGAGACGAUGGAGGACUGCUGGGAUCAGGACGCUGAAGCUCGACUCACCGCUCAGUGUGCGGAAGAGAGACUGGCUGAACUCACACUGCUGAGUACACACACUGCAGUACACAACCACAGAAAUUUGUCCCAAGGCUGCUGGCCCCCUCAGGUUGGCUCCACCUCCUCGUACAUUGAGGAUGUCCAGGUAGGUGUGGUUAAGAAUCUCCAGGGAGAUGGCCAAGCAGCUCUGGUAAUUAAGACAACAACAAGUGGAGCAGAAUGUUUUGAAAAGAACAGAAACUCCAUCAACUACGAACGCCAACAGGCACAGAGUCAGGCUAGAUCGUCCAAUCAAGACAUCAGAGUGCCAACCAAGACUGCCCUGACAUCUACCACCCUCCUCCGCAGCAUCUCUGAGUCUGAGCAUAACGGUGGUGCUGUGUCCAGAGUCCCAGUCUGCCUGCAGCUGACAGAAGAAGACUUGGAGGCCACCAAACUCGACCCUAAAGAGGUUGAUAAAAACUUGAGGGAAAGUUCAGAUGAAAACUUGGUGGAGCAUUCGCAGAAACAAUUCGGUUCAACAGAGCAACAAACUACCAACCUGCUGUACAAUAAGACGCUACCAACUGAUGAGGUGAACAAUUCUGCGCGGAUUACUCAGCAUGACUUGGGGAGUGUUAGUGGGGUGGACUCCCCUCUCUCCUCCUCCACCCACCCCCUCCCCAAACAGCAGAACCUGCCUCAGAGGCCCACCAGCCUCCACCUUCUACCAAAAGCUAAGGAGACCCCCUCGGCCUCUUCUCGUUUGAAGCUGGCAAAGCUCAAGUCAAACCACAGACAGGUGGAAACAGGUGUUGCUAAAAUGAACACAGUUACAGUCGCUUCCGCUGUGGAGCCCCACAUGGUGACAACAGUAACAAACAACACCAGCACAAGGGCCAAUGUUGCAACUGGGAACCAAAUAACGGUGGCCACCGCUGGCUAUAGCGCAGGUGUCCCCACCUUGGUGGCUAAUGGCAUAAUAGGUGGAGGUCGAACCAAUCCGGCAGGGCCACAGCUGGAGGAGGAAGACAAGACAGAGGGAGGGAUAAUAGUAGGAGAUGUUAACCGUAUGAACCUUCUCAACUCCAGUCCUGACGAACAUGAACCACUGCUGAGGAGAGAACAGCCUCCUGCUGAGAGUGAACCCCCUCCUCAUCUGCAUCAUCAGCAGACACGAGCUGGAAACAUCCUGUCAGGGCGAGGCUCAAACUCCAACAACAACAACAAUACAAAUGCCCUACGAUCAGACAUCAGGAUCCAGGCGGUUCAAUCUGAAGAAAUUAUUGGACCAGAGAUCAACAACGGUUUGAUAUUCAACAGACCAGAACCAGAGCCUCACCAACAGAUUGGUGAAUACCUUCCAGUGUCUCCAGUUAUAACUCUUGAUAAUAAGGUUAUGCUUUCUAGUCCACCAGAAGUUAUACCAGGCUGCAGGGAUCAAGAUUCUGGCUCAGCACCAAGCUUGGCAAAUUCUUCAGAAGUGCUUGUCCCAGAAGGCCAAGAAAUGCUAGCUUCACAAGCACAGGACCAGGUUAUCAUAACCUCAACCUCAUCUCCAAAAGAUCCGUUUGUAGAGGCCUUAGCCUUUGCACCGGAAAUUCAAGAUCUGAAAAUUCAAUCCUCAGAUCCAGAAGCUCCAGUCUUGAAUCCAAGUGUUUCAUCUUUAGAGGUUCAGGACUCAAAAAUCCCAGAAUCUCAGCCACUGGAAACUCAAGAUCCAGAGAGUAUAUCUCUGGCAAAAGCUAAAGUGCUACAAUUACCCGCCCCGGGAAUACAGUCUCCAGUUCUGCUGCGGAACCACAAUGGGCCAGCAAAAGCCAAGAGGCCUGUUAGACCCUGUUCCCUGGAUUUGUCCACAACUUGCAUGUCCUCAGAUGAUGUUUCUCUGACAGACGACGGCAGUCUGAGUGCUUCAGGAGAGAAAAUAAAACGUCGUGUAAAGACUCCAUAUACCCUGAAAAAAUGGCGUCCUGCCUCAUGGGUCGUACCCACGGAUACAGCCUUUGACCCUGACUUCGAGUUCAUCACCAGUGGCAGUAGCAGCAUUCAGAACCACUUUUCUUCUGGUCCUCUGAGAGCUGGAAGCUUUGGCAUCCCUAAAAUCAAUCAGUCAAAAUCAAGCAUGGCUGUCUUUUUGGUUGGAGGUGGAGCCACGGCGACCACAACCUCUGAGCCCGAUGGAAUGACCUGUUUCUAAAACUGUGGGAUUGAUGUUUUCUUUUUAAAAACUUUUUUGUCUUCCUUUCUUUUUAUCAUCCCUGUUGUGGAAAAUAAGGACUGUCUGCUGCCCCCUUUAGCCUCCCCAACAGAAUCUGGACCUUACCCUGAAUAAAGAAACAACGAGUGAACAACAGUGAACCACAGUGACGCUGUUCUGUGGUUUUAUGACAGAAGUCAUGGGAUAUGAGAUCCAUCAAAUUAUAGGGACAGUUUACACAAUUUAGAACAGCAGUUGGAGUUUGGAUUGCUGGUUAUAUUAAAAUGUUAUUGAUUCAGUUUGAGACUUUAAGGUUUGCCACAGAUACGACAGUCCAUUGACCAUUCGUCAUUGAGCUUUGAGGCUCAUGUCCACAAUGUCAAAAAUAUAUAUUUCCAUUUGUUUUGAAGUGAGAAGACUCUACUUCUACAUGACUUCUGUUGUGUCUAGUCUUCUGGCUUGUGAAUUGGCUGGUACCCAGAAGCUAAAAAGUCUCCAUAGAUGAUUUGGUGAAAGAAGUCUGUGCAAGUUCUCAUGUCAUCCAGGUCAUGGUAGAUUCGAAGCUUUAUCCAAAGGCAACUGGACUGGUUGAAGAUCUUGAAGACUUUUCACCUCUCCUCCGAAAGGCUUCUUCAGUUCCACUAGAAAGUUUAGAAGUGAAGAAGCCUUUCAGAGAGAUGAAACGUCUUUAAGAUCUUCAACCAGUCCAGUUGCCUUUGGAUAAAGCUUCGGAUUUGGUGAAAGAGGUUGAUAGAUUUUUGGGGUCCCAUGGUUCUACUGUAGCCAGUGCUAGUGGCUAGUAUGCUAACAGUGACUAGUAGUAAUUUUGCUGUGACUGUCUUGAGGACUGAGUUUUGCAAUCCUGGUUUGUUUUCGGCCCCUUGCAAAGUCAGGGAACUUCUGUAAGUCUUGACGGCUUCCAUUCAUUGUGGCUUAUGAAUCUUGAUUGGUGUUUUGGUGAAGGAGGUUCAAAGCUGUAGACCUCAGGGGUCCCAUGGGUUCACCUGUUGGUAGUAGAUGUGGUUAGUAACGAGUGGUAUUAGUGCUAACCCUAUCAGAGAGCUAAAGUUGCUCAUGAUCCUGUUGCAGCUAGUCUUUUGUUUCGGCGGGUUACCUGUGGGUGUGGCCUUGAUUUAAAACGAGGAUUGAAGUCCCCCCCCAUGACUUGGAAAAUCUCUUUCAGUUUAUCGUGCAGUACAGGAGUACUUGGGUUCAGUCUCUGACUGUAGCAAGUUAGGGUGUUCAGUAGUUUGUCAGUGUGACAGGAGAGGAUUGAGGAAAGCUAUCAUUAAUAUUUUUAAGCACUUUAAAAAGAGUUUUAUGUUAUUUAGGGCACUAAAGAACCAUAUCAGGACACCUUGUGCAUUACAGUAGUAACAGUAACACGUGUUUCUUCUGUGUUGGUGUGUUUUGUGACUCUGUAAAGUGUUCUGUAUGAUUUGAAGAGCCAGUUUUGCUUCAAGCCUUUACUCUAGCUAUGCAGUCAGCUCACAGCGCCUCCUCCAUGUGUUUGGCUAUAACUUAUCUUAAGAUUCACUUGAUUACUGUUGGAGGAACUUUAUUCUUUUGUAAUUUUGCACUUUAUUUUUGGAUGUAGUCAGAACUGCCUGCUACUGCCAUGUUAGGGCUAAACGGACGUUGAAGAAACUAGAAGAUAUUAAAGCAGCGAUAAACCACGUUCCUACAGUUAUUGAAACCAUCAGCCUUGUGAACAGCGUAACCUCGGCCACGUACAACCUCCUCAGGUACCUUUAAAUCCUUUAUGUAGGCUGGACAGCUUUCAGAGAAGAAAAACAGUCCAAAACAAAAAAGUUACCCGAUGACAGAUUUGUUCCAGCAAACAAAAUAGGCCUUUGAAGAACUCCAUAUCUGUCUUAUUUAAAUGUUGUGCUAUCCCCAUCCAGAGAAGGUUGAUUGUUGGUUUUAGAGAUACUGUAAGUCGGAAGGAAGGAAGGAAGAUCAGUAUCUAAAGGUCUCCGUUUGAUUCAAGCAGCGUGUUUGAAAGUUAAUGACCUAGGGAAUAACACCUCGUCACGAUACAGUCCUAACAGCAGCAUUAACUGGUCUACACUUUUCAGCUUCAUGCUCGGGUCAGACUACACCAUCUUUUGGUCUGUUACCAUGGUUACUGUGUCAGAUUAGGCGCAUAAAUGUAUGCCGUGACUUAACCGACAGACGUGAAAGACUACACGGUGGUACCCAACGAAUCGUCACGACUGACGUGAUGGAGUUGGAAAGGAAGAGGGGCGGAGCUUGACGACACCCUGAACGAACACUUAAAACAAAAACAAAAAAAACAGUUUUUGCCAGAGAUCAACUAACUUUACCUCGGUCUCAUAGUUCCAUCUCACAGCACCAACUUCACCAGUCUUUUGCACGUGCUGAGUGCUCUGUGCUCUCAUUGGACAACAGCACUGAUGUGACAGAACACAUAGUAGAAGGCGGAAAAUACAAUCAAACAUACUUUCUGUCGGGAGGUCGUGAAGCGUCCUAGACGUGGCCUUGAUUGUUGUUCAUUUUGACACACCACACGGGAUAAAACAAUUGAUUUUCGGGGCAGAAGGGAUCGCCACGUCUGCCUGUUGAGGCUAUAAUCGAGUUCAGUCUGACCUCGGCUUUAAUCGAGUUCAGUCUGACCUCGGCUUUAAUACAUUCAGCAUUUAAAUGAUCCACAGCACUUUAUUUUAACAAACUGCAUUUGAAAUGGCCCAAGCAUCUUGUCAUCUGCCCGACAAGUAAAUCUGUACUCUUACAUUGAAGCUAAAUAAAUCCAAAAGAGCCUUGCUAGUUAACGAAGCAGUAUCCAUAAAUAGUGUAUUUUCAUGUUAUUAGCAAGGUAUUGUAGUGGUAGUAGACGAUUUAUAAAUGCUUGUUUUCUGAAUGGAGUUUGGUGUGGAGUUUUUUAAACUAAAAUAACUGAAGAAAUAGGUGAUAUAAUGCCUAAGUAACAAACUGUUGUCCAUCCCUUUGCGUUACCAUCAACUCUACGAAGAGGAUAUAUAAAUAUGAUUAACUAACUGUUAUACUCGUAUCGAAUGAUGCCUUCUAAAAUGUAUUUACGUUUUGUAAUUUGUGCAUUUUCUACUGUUUCUACUGUUUUUAGAUAUGCUGAUGUGUACAGAUGUGCCCUGAGAAUUGUUUUGUUUCACAUGAAAUUUGUGAAGGCAGAUUUGCUCGACCUAGCCUAGAGCUAACUGUAGCAACGGGGCUAAGAGCUAAUAUCAGAUACUUACUGUUUUAGGUGGGUAUAACUCAAUAACCACAAGGAAAUUACUAUAUUAUUAUCCCUGGAUGUUUACUGCAUCAAGGGAGGACCUAUAUGGAUUUUAAUCAUUAGAUAAUUGUUCAAAGAACUAGCUUUAGUGCCAGCUAGCUCUGGUUAAGUUAACCCUAGUGUAGCUAGCUCUGGUUAAGAUCACCCUAGUGUAGCUAGUUCUGGUUAAGUUAACCCUAGUGUAGCUAGUUCUGGUUAAGUUAACCCUAGUGUAGCUAGCUCUAGUUAAGUUAACCCUAGUGUAGCUAGCUCUGGUUAAGUUAAACCUAGUGUAGCUAGCUCUGGUUAAGCUCACCCCAGUGUAGCUAGCUCUGGUUAAGUUAACCCCGGUGUAGCUAGCUCUGGUUAAGUUAACCCUAGUGUAGCUAGCUCUGGUUAAGUUAAACCUAGUGUAGCUAGCUCUGGUUAAGCUCACCCCAGUGUAGCUAGCUCUGGUUAAGUUAACCCCGGUGUAGCUAGCUCUGGUUAAGUUAACCCCAGUAUAGCUAGCUCUGGUUAAGAUCACCCUAGUGUAGCUAGCUCUGGUUAAGUUAACCCCAGUGUAGCUAGCUCUGGUUAAGUUCACCCUAGUGUAGCUAGCUCUGGUUAAGUUCACCCUAGUGUAGCUAGCUCUGGUUAAGUUAACCCUAGUGUAGCUAGCUCUGGUUAAGCUCACCCUAGUGUAGCUAGCUCUGGUUAAGCUCACCCUAGUGUAGCUAGCUCUGGUUAUUAAGCCUGUGAAACUACAAAACUCUGUUCUUCAGUCUCUUUAUCAAUAUUAUAUAGUUUCAUUGGGUGUAGCUAGCACUCAUUUAGCUAGCUAUUUUUAAGAUAACCCUGGAUAACCUAGCUCUGAAUAAGAUAACAUUGCAGUCCAGCUUACCUGCUUUAGGUAGCUCUGGAGGCUUCUCGUCAGCAGUUAGGUUUCAUAGUAGCCUCUAUGAAAAUAAUCCAAGAACAUCCAAUGUGUUCAGACCGGGUAAGAAACAAGAUAUCACCUAAUAUCAUUUAGGCUUUUAUGACUUUUGCAGAUUUGUCUUGAACAGCAGUUGCACCACAUUAAUGAUAUUGGCUGCAGCUAGCUAAUAUGUUGCUAGCUAAAAUAUCCAACAAGUGUAUUUGUGUUGAUCCCAAACCUGGACAUCAGUACGGAGCCUGGGAGUUCACAUGGAUAUGUUUUUAUUUUAUUUUUCAAUGUGUGCGCUUUCUUUUUUGCAUAAGAUCACAGGGCUGACAUGUAGAGACAGACAACCAGCCACACUCACAUUCACACCUAUAGGCAAUUUAGGGUCUCCCGUUAACCUAACGAGCAUGUCUUUGGACUGUGGGAGGAAACCGGAGUACCCGGAGAGAACCCACACAUGCACAGGGAGAACAUGCAAACUCCACACAGAGAGGCUCCUGUCAGACGGGGAUUCAAACCAGGAACCUCCUCACUAACCACUGCUCCACCGUGCAGCCCUGUGUCUUAUUACUUGUUUUAUUUAUUUUAAUAGACACAUCUGUGCGAGUUACUCCAACGAGCGUGCAGUUUAUAAAACAGGUGCAUGAAAUGGAAAGCGUGCAUGUUUAAAAACAAACAAACACAUGCAUGUCACCUCCUGGCCUCCGUACAUCUGACCUCAUUAAAAACAGUUUCAGCACCAAGGAGGACGUUUUAUCUAAAGAAGAAUUUAAAGUCUGCGGGCACAUUUUUCAGCUACAUUUUCUCCGCUCUUGUGUCUCGUCUUUUAUUUAAUGGCCGUCAGUCCACAUUAGCUUUUAUCUUUGUGAUUACAUGCUGAACUUGAGAGUUCGUACUGGAGGAUUAACCCUUUAAACUAAUUUUACUGUAGCUUCUAUAUAGUUAUCAUACAUGUCAUUGAAUACAUCACGCCUCAUGCAUGAAAGAUCACCUCACUCAAACGUGAUUGAUAUGAUUUCUGUCUCUUUAGCUGCCUAUCAGUCUGCUUGAACAUAUCAGUGUUUAAAUGUCGACAGUGCAGAUGCAGUAAGGAUGCAGGACGAUGAGUCUGCCUCAGCUGAAGCUCUGUAAAGAAAAUACACAUACCUUUAGUUUGUCUGUCGACCCGGAGUCCUGAUGAUUGUGGGACGUCUGAAUCCUCGUCUGCUGUUAAAUAUUUUGUGCAUUCUUUGGUUAUGGGUGUCUUUUUACAUGAUGUGAUAGCUGAGACUUUCCGAUGUUGUAAAUAUUCCUUAUCACACAUUGUAUACCUUCAUAUGGGACCAACUGUCACUCCUGUAAACUGUUGGUGUUGUAUUCUGCAGACCUCUGUAGUAUCUCUGUACAGGACUCACACUGAGCAUGAUGCACCAUCCUUCAGAUUAUUAACCUUUGUGCUUCAGACUACAACAUGAUGUAAAUCCACGUGAGCGAAAAAUAAAGAAUUAUCAGUUCAUGAAAUAAAGUGCAGAGGAUC